Phalacrocorax carbo (great cormorant) is the source of this 3129-nucleotide messenger RNA. The record is from RefSeq and is a predicted model, not a curated record. Lineage: Eukaryota; Metazoa; Chordata; Aves; Suliformes; Phalacrocoracidae.
AGGAGCGGGGCUGCCCUGAGGCGAGGGGCCGGCGGGAACCGGCCCUCAGCGCCCCCGGCGCGGCGGGGAGCGCAGCCCCCACGGCCCCGGCCUCCUCCCGGGGCCGGCCGGGCCCCGCCCGCCUGCCCCUCGCGUAAAGCCGGUUUUAGCAGUGUCAUUGUGUCCCCCUUCCCCUUUAUUUAAUUGUUACGUUUCGACAAGUGAGCCCUGAAAUCCUGAGCCCUGGAGGCGGGUCCAUCCCCCGCCCCAUUUCCCGACUGAUAACGUUUUAAGUCGGGCUUUCACCUCGGCUACAUGCAAUGAGAAAAAAAUGAAUUUAUUCACAUAUUAGGACAAAGCCUGCCUAGAUGUCCCCCGUUUUGGACUUUAGCUAUUAAAAUUCUAGACUUAAGUGGAUGUGCUUGCAUGAGUGCCUAUAACACCGGAGGGAGAGUACUUAAACAUUUGGGAGUGACCACCUUAUAAACGUUGUUGUGGCUUAUGGGAAUUAACCGAAUGAUUAAGUUUGCAGGAUAUGGUGCAUGUAAAUUACCUUGUAGCUUCCGGUUGCCUUCCUUAUACAUCAAUUGCACAGAGUUUAUGAAUAAAAGCAAAGAUGCCGUCUGCAGUUAGGGCUGCGGUGGGCUUUUCUGCACGAGCUGAGAGUCUGCGCUGACCCUCAGGGAAGAUAUGAAAGCACAGGUGCUGAAAGUUCACCCGAUGCCUGGGGGUUGCUGGCUGCCCGCCUGUGCAGGUGUUCUUCCUGGCAUCCUGAGACGCUGACCAGGAGGAGCAUUCAGCAUCCCAUGUGCUUGGCAAGCGCCAUUUGGUCAUGCAAGAAAGGAGGGUAGGCUGGUUUUCAGCGUCAUCUGGCCUUCCCUGCACUGGUGUGGACAUAAGCGGAGGGGCUAAAUUUUCUCCUUGCUACGUUCCUGAUCUUAAAAAGAUCUGUUAGCCAGCCCAAACGAGAGGGGUCUCUCUAACAUGAGUGGGAGAAGCUUGGGAAGUCCUUGGCUCAUCUUCACAUGUGGAUCAAGUAAUAGCCUUCAUACAAUCAUCCCCUUUGAAGUGCUGCCCCCCCAGUGUAAACGGCAUGACCUUUUCAAUCAGAUCCAGACUACCAGAUUUGCUGAGAGGUCAUUAAUUCCAGAGAGGUCAUUUGGGUUUAGUAUUACCGUUUUACGGUUUUUUUAGCUCUAUUAUCAAGGAGGUUUUCUCUUGAAAUUGGGUUUCAUCCAAGCUCUUGGCACUUAAGAAUGUUUUUCUUAAAUAAUUUUGUCAAACAAGUUACCACCUCCAGUCUUCAGCAGAAUGUAAGAAUACCACCACUUACUACACUAAGAAAUACAUAUUAAAUUAUUGUAUACUUACAUGCAUCAUUGUUUUUAUUAAGCACUCAGUAUGUGUUCAGUGCAGUAUAAACAUUAAACAAGAUUAUUCUUCCCCUGGCGAAUUUACAGUCUGAAAGAGCUUCAUAGGAAGGAGCAGUAAUAACAUAUCAUUAAAACACCACCUUUAAUUUAAUUCCUUUUUGUCUCCCUGUGGUUAAUACUCAUUUGCUGUUGAACAUGACUGGUGUAUCCUGGCAUGUCAUGCAGUGCUGUUUUAUGGCAUUACAGGCCCCAGUUGUCCACUCUGUGGGAGGUUCUUGUUCAGUGUGAGUGGAAGAAGAGAGCAUAUGUCUGUGUUUCAGCUGCUGCCAUACAAAAGCCCAGCAGCAUAGCUGAAACCCACCUUUGAUGGUACUCUUCACUAAGACCUUGGUUGUUGUAUCAAAGCACGGUUUCUUUUCCCACCUUGGCUUCCUGUAAGGACAGCUGGAAAUACUGAUGUCUUCAACAGCUGCGGCAAGAUUCUCUGAAACUCCUGUGUUAAAGCCCUGAGAGAAGAGAUGUUGCAAGAUGCAAAUGGAAACGGGCAUCCAAUUUUCACUGAUGUCUGUUGGAUUUAGUCUCUGUCUGUAGUGGAGUGCAACAGUAGGAUUGUGCUGGCAAGGACUAGACAAGUUAGGAUUUGACUAUGGCAGUGCAGUUCCUGUGGAAGGCAUCUGUGUGGUUAAAGAAGCACAAGAUCACUUUGUUGGCCGUUUCUUGCAUGGGACUGUUUGGCACUAACCUUUCCUAUCAUGUGUUUCCUGAGCAGACAUUCAAACUGUUGCAUGAGUGCUGGUCAGAGGGGCAGCCAGCUGAGCUUUCACAGAAGCUCCGUGGUGUCUUUCAGGAUGUCCUUCAAGAUACUGAUGUGAAGUCCAGCGACUCCUAUCGAGCCUUUGCAGCUUCUGGCUUCCACCCUGUGAGUGCUGGAAUCCCCUGGCUGCCUGCAGGCUCGUUAGUGGGUAUCCCACCUAAUUUUGAUAGCACAGCUGAAGAUAAAAAAGGAAUAGUCAACCAUGUUGUUGCAAUCAAUGGCAAGGAAGUAGACUGGGAGAGCAAUGAAGGUGUUGCUUUGAAAGAAGCUCUGACAUUUUCACUUGAAGCUCAGAAGUUUGCCAUUGCCAGAGAAGUUGUGUAUUUGCAGAAUGGCAGCCCUUUAGCAAGUGCAGCUGUGGCUCCAACUUGCUUAGCUGGUACAUUUCUCUGUGGAAGAGGUAUAAAGCUACUUCUGGGUUUAUCUCCUGGCCCCGUGAUACUUCGCAGCAUUUGUAACCUCAUAACUGCUGCUGGUGGACUAAUGUGCUAUUACAUUUCUUAUGAUGCUAUGACCUAUCAUCUAGACUGCAAGGCUGACAGAAAGGCAGCUACCAUUUCAAAAGACUAUGCCAGAGGUGGGGUUGAAUUUUAUGAUAAAAUCUUGUCUCGCAAUAGGAUUCUUCGUGGUCUGAUGGGCAAACAGGGGACAAAAAUGUAUGCCCCAAGUGGUAACCUUUUCCCAAGACACUGGUUCAGAAUAAAGUAUACGCCGUACACUUACCGAAGAGAUUUGAUUGUUAAUAUUUUAAGAGACCUCUAGGCAUAGGAAAGGAGUGCUUGAAUUUUAAACUUGUGAAUUAUGUAUGCUCUUGGAACACUGCUGUGCUGCUUUUUUUUUUUCCCCUCUGUAUCUUCAUUAGAAUUUUGGGGUUUAUUUUUGCAUAUAUUUUGAAAAGAGUUAUUGCACAUUCUGUGAAUAAAGAAUUCUCUCUUAAAAUAUUAAAAACUUGCUUCAAAAGUG